UAAUAUUUAUAUUUGUGAGAACUCAAAUGUUUAUAUUAAGAUAUUUUCGAAAGUUGAAUUUUAAUGUGACCAGCUGAGCUAAGUCAUAGAAUAUUAUCUAAUAAUGGAGUCGCAAUAAUUAAAAUUAAAAUAAUUUGAUAUAAUAUAUAAAUACAAACACAUUUCAUCUCUCUCGGAUCAACCCAGAACUCUUCAAGUGUGUGUGAUUAUCACUUUUGAGGAGGGAAUAAUUUGACCCCAAAUUGAUCCGUCCAAUCAUCUCUAUCUAGGGUUUGUUCAUCGGAAUUUCGAUUCAAUUUCCUGUGUCGCUCCACGCAAACCCGACGACAUCUUCUCGAUCGGGCGAUGUUAGGUAUGGAGAUGAUGAAUGGUGUAAAAGUGUCGGACGAAAUGCUGGGGACAUUCGCGCCGAUAAUCGUGUACUGGAUGUAUUCGGGGAUUUACGUCUUGCUAGGCUCACUCGACGAUUACAGGCUGCACACGCGCAAGGAUGAAGAUGAGAAGAAUUUGGUGUCCAAGAGCGAUGUGGUCAAAGGCGUGCUCCUCCAGCAGGCGGUUCAGGCCGUCGUCGCCACUCUUCUCUUCGCCGUUACUGGAAGCGACAGUGAUCCCGCACAAGCUCAGCCGACUUCCCUCAUUGUUCUCGCUCGACAAUUCUUGGUUGGGAUGAUGGUGUUAGAUACCUGGCAAUACUUCAUGCACCGGUACAUGCACCAAAACAAGUUCUUGUACAAGCACAUCCACUCUCAACAUCACCGGCUGGUUGUUCCCUACGCGUUUGGAGCUCUGUACAACCACCCCGUUGAAGGCCUGCUUCUGGACACAGUUGGCGGCGCUCUAUCCUUCCUCGUAUCAGGCAUGUCUCCUCGAGCUUCCAUCUUCUUCUUCUCGUUUGCUACCCUCAAAACAGUCGAUGAUCACUGCGGGCUGUGGCUACCGGGCAAUCUCUUCCACCUGCUGUUCAGAAACAACUCCGCGUAUCACGAUAUCCACCACCAGCUCUACGGCAACAAGUAUAACUUUUCGCAGCCGUUCUUUGUGAUGUGGGAUAGGAUCCUCGGCACUUACAUGCCGUAUUCGCUUGAGAAGAAUAGCAACGGGGGCUUCGAAGCACGGCCCUCGAAAGAAUAUAAGGAUGACUGAUUUUGAACAAAAUAA
Messenger RNA from Salvia miltiorrhiza (redroot sage), 1158 nucleotides. Its product is annotated as sphinganine C4-monooxygenase 1. The coding region runs from base 346 to 1143 and encodes 265 amino acids. The transcript is spliced from 2 exons. NCBI's taxonomy places the organism in Eukaryota, Viridiplantae, Streptophyta, Magnoliopsida, Lamiales, Lamiaceae. Gene Ontology annotation, biological process: lipid biosynthetic process. Gene Ontology annotation, molecular function: iron ion binding; oxidoreductase activity. The record is from RefSeq and is a predicted model, not a curated record.